This is a messenger RNA of Silurus meridionalis, 1787 nucleotides long. RefSeq names its product ankyrin repeat and MYND domain-containing protein 2-like. Gene Ontology annotation, molecular function: protein binding. The record is from RefSeq and is a predicted model, not a curated record. The coding region runs from base 121 to 1491 and encodes 456 amino acids. NCBI's taxonomy places the organism in Eukaryota, Metazoa, Chordata, Actinopteri, Siluriformes, Siluridae. The transcript has 10 exons. Gene Ontology annotation, biological process: regulation of smoothened signaling pathway.
AGGGCUCCAGUACAUAAUAUCUCCUAUUAUCUUAUUGUGAAUUGACAAAAGAGAUUAAACGGGUAAAUAAAGGUUUUUAUGUUCUAUUGACAAUAAAAAGCAAAACAAUAGGAAUUAAUAAUGACAACUCAGCAGAGCAUAGCUGAAGUAAAGAGAGGUGAUUUAACACCUGCUGAGAGAGAGAUGCUACAGGUUGCUGCUGCAGGGGAUUUGAAAAAAGCCGCUCGACUGCUCAGAAGUAAAGAAGUGCGUGUUAACUGUCUGGAUGAGAAUGGCAUGACCCCUCUAAUGCAUGCUGCUUAUAAAGGGCAAGCAGACGUAUGCAAGCUGUUGCUGCACCAUGGAGCUGAUGUAAACUGCAAUGAGCAUGAGUAUGGCUAUACUGCUCUCAUGUUUGCUAGCCUCUCAGGCAAUGCUGAGAUUACAUGCAUGAUGCUGGAUGCUGGGGCAGAGACAGACCCGGUCAACUCUGUGGGUCGGACCGCAGCACAAAUGGCAGCUUUUGUUGGCCAGCAUGACUGUGUGACAGUGAUCAAUAACUUCUUCUCAAAGACAAAAUUAGAAUACUACACCAAACCACAGGGCUUAGAAAAAGAACCCAUGCUGCCUCCAAAACUGGCAGGACCUUUAUAUAAAAUCAUCAUGACCACCAAUCUUAACCCAGUCAAGAUGGUGAUGAUGGUGAAAGAAAACCCGCUGCUAGUAGACGUCGUAGCUCUAGAAAAGUGUUACCGAGUGUUGGAUCUGCUGUGUGAGCAGUGUGUGAAGCAGCAGGACAUGAAUGAGGUGCUGGCGAUGAAGAUGCACUACAUCAGCUGUGUGCUACAAAAGUGUCUGGCCUUCUUAAGGGAGCGUGAUGACAAACUAGACACUCUCCUCAAAAGUCUUUUAAAAGGACGAGAUGGUGAUGGCUUUCCUGAGUACCAGGAAAAAUUCAUUCGUGACUGUAUCUGGAAGUUUCCUUACUGUGAGGCGACUCUGUUGCACCAGCUGAUCCAAAACAUAGCUCCAGACGAAACUGUUAGUGAAACGGGGAGCGCUCCAAUGGCCUUCUCAGCUCUUACUCAGGCAUUAACAGGUCAGAUGGCUCUAAUGGAUGCCGAGCUUUGUGCCACAUGCGGAGAGAGAGGCGCAGAUAAGAAGUGCUCGUUCUGCAAAAUGGUUGUCUACUGUGGGCAGGCUUGUCAGAAGCUGCACUGGUUCACACAUAAGAAAGUGUGCAAGGCCCUGCAGCAACAGAAAGAUUUCAUUAAUGAAGAAUGUCCCAGAGUGAGAGAAAUCCCUGCAAAUGCUAAUGGAUAUGAUGAUAUAGAGGGAACUUGCAGCUCAUUGCUGGGUCUCUGUUUGGGUUUUGCGGAGCUUGAACACUCACAUUCCUUUUCUCAGAACUACUGUGAGCCUUCAAAUGCUGUUGCAGUGGCCAUGCCUGGCUGCCAGGACAGGGGAAGAGAUGAUCAUCCUAGAGACAUAAGACCCCACAAUCUACAUUAGACCCAGAAACGAUUCUCAGGGUUUGUUUGAGUUCUUAAUAAUUAUAGCCUCCUGAAUGUAUUAUAUUUUAAAUAAUUUUAAAAUGAUAAAUCAAAACCUUUAAGGGUUCCUCUUAGUGCCUUUUAGGGUGAUAGAUACAGUGACUGUACAAUACCAUUUGAAAUGUUUUAAUUAGUACAAAAGCGUAUUGUUUUCAUUUUCUUAAAGGCAUUUCAGUUAAAACGCUUAUGGUUAACAUUGAUGCCCUUGUAUGGAUGUAUUUUGGAAUGUAUUUUGAAUAGAUGUAUUUUGGACUG